UUCCCUUUAAAUCCCCCGCAGAGAGCAGCUCGCUCAGCAGAGGAAUCUGUCGGCCUCGCGCAGCAGCAUGUCAGCGAUAAACAUCAGCGUCUGAGGCGAUGUUCAGAUUUGUUUGCCAUGGAGAUGGAUAUGAUACCGAAAUUCACCUCAAAAGACGAGGAAAUUGACUUCUGGAAGGCUCUCUCCCUCAAGUACAAGAAAGGCUGCCAGGAGGCUCAGGAGGAGCUGCUGGAGUUCCAGGAGGGGAGUCGGGAGCUGGAGGCCGAGCUGGAGGCUCAGCUGGGGCAGGCCGAGCACCGCAUGAAGGACCUGCAGUCUGAGAACCACCGACUGAAGAACGACGUGGGGACGCUGAAGGAGAAGCUGGAGCAGCAAUACUCUCAGAGCUACAAGCAGAUCUCCAUGCUGGAGGACGACCUGGGCCAGACGAGGAGCAUCAAGGAGCAGCUCCACAAAUACGUCCGAGAGCUCGAACAGUCCAACGACGACUUGGAGAGAGCUAAAAGAGCCACCAUCGUGUCUCUGGAGAACUUCGAGCAGCGUCUGAACCAGGCCAUCGAGAGGAACGCCUUCCUGGAGAGCGAGCUGGACGAGAAGGAGUCUCUGCUGGUGUCCGUGCAGAGAUUAAAGGAUGAAGCCAGAGACUUGCGGCAGGAGCUGGCGGUCAGAGAGCGUCAGGCGGACGUGACCAGGAUGUCUGCUCCCAGCUCGCCCACACAGGAAAACGUGAAGAUGGACAGCGCCGUUCAGGCCUCCCUCUCCCUCCCUGCUACCCCGCUGAGCAAAGGUCUGGACAACGCCUUCGCCAACACAACAGUGCUGUCUAACGGCUACGGCAGCAACUCUCCUCUGACUCCUUCGGCCAGAAUAUCGGCUCUGAACAUCGUCAGCGAUUUGCUCCGGAAAGUCGGGGCUCUGGAGUCGAAGCUCGCCGCCUGCAGGAACUUUGCAAAGGACCAGAAAGCGAGGAAGGCGUUCGCUCUGGACAACAGCAACGCUCUGAACGCCAACACGGCCAACUACAACGCUCAAGCUCUGCACACGUCGUACUUUGACAAAGCCAGGACGGUGAACGGACUGGAACCUUCCAACCUCACGGCCAUCACCGCCCCUCCUGCUGCCUCCUCGCCGGGUUUACUGCCCCUCCUGUGUGACGGUAACUGCCCCAGUGACCCCUCCAAACACACCCGCCCUGCCACGGGGCAGAGAGGGAACACGAAUACUGUAAAACUCUGUACUGUUCCGGUUUUCUCCUCGUCUUCCCACGUUCUUCUCUCGUGCUUGGUUCCUGCUGUGGUUCUGUCUGUAAAUUAACGUGUUGCUGUGUCUGCUGUUCGCUCACUGACGUUACAAAGACUGACGAGGCCGCUCUAUUUAGCAUCUCCCCUCAUUUAAGUGCUUUCUGAGUGCACGUUAUCGCCUAAAACAGGGGUGUUUUAGUUCAGGUUCCACAUUCAGCCCAAUUUGAUCCCAAGUGACCAGUAAAAUCGCAGCAUGACCUCUAAAUAAUGACACCUCCACAUUUUUUGUUCUAGUGCAAAAAAAAAUCACAUUUAAGGAAUUAUCUUUUCACAAAACACUAUGGGCAAACACGAGCAGACAAAAAACAACAAAAACAAGAGAAAAUAUUACAAAAAGGAAACACAAAAUGACAAGAAGGAGAAGCAAAACGACAAAAAACAUGAGACAAAUGACAAAAGUCAGACAAAAACCAACAGAAACAAGACAAAAUAUUACAAAAAUGAGACGCAAAACGACAAAAAUGAGACACACGACAUGAAGUAAUACAAAAAAGUUAGGAAGGAACAAACAAUGGACAUAAACAAGAUAAAAAAUGACAAAAGCGAGAAAAUAAACGACAAAAAAUAGACAAACAACACAAACGAGGCAUAAAAAACUUAAAAGGACAAAAGCACUACCCAAAACAAUGAAUUAAGCAAAACACAAGAUGUGGAAAAUCAGUCCAACACAAGCGAGACAAAAAGGAAACACAAAACAGGAAACAUGACAAAAAUGAGAAACAAAAUGACAAAAACAAGAGACAAAUGACAAACAUCAGACAUGAACACAAAAAACCACAAAAACAAGACAAAAUAUUACAAAAAUGAGAUUAAAAUGACAAAAAAUUAGGCAAAUGAAACGAGAUGAGACAAAACAGACAAAAAAUUAGACAAAACAGUUACAAAAUGACAAAAAAAAUAGACAAACGACACAAGGCGAGACAUAAAGGAAACACAAAAUGACAAGAAGGAGAAACAAAACAACAAAAACAUGAGACAAACAACAAAAGUCAGACAAAAUAUUACAAAAAUGACAAAAUUAGACAAACGAAGCGAGACAAGACAAAACGGAGACAAAAAUUAGAUAAAAACGGUUACAAAAUGGACAAAUGACACAAGGCGAGACAUAAAGGAAACGCAAAAUGACAAGAAGGAGAAACAAAACAACAAAAACAUUAAACAAACGACAAAAAACAAGACAAAAUAUUACAAACAUGAGAAUAAAAAUGACAAACAAUUAGACAAACGAGUUGAGACAAGACAAAAAAUUAGACAAAAGUUACAAAAGGACAAAAAAAAUGAACAAAUGACACGAGGCGAGACAUAAAGGAAACAAAAUAAGGAGAAACAAAACAACAAAAACGUGAGACAUACGACAAAAAUCAGACAAACAAGACAAAAUAUUACAAAAAUGAGAAUAAAAAUGACAAAAAAUUAGACAAACGACUUGAGACAAGACAAAAAAUUAGACAAAAGUUACAAAAGGACAAAAAAAUGGACAAAUGACACGAGGCGAGACAUAAAGGAAACACAAAAUGAUAAGAAGGAGAAACAAAACAACAAAAACAUGAGACAAACAACAAAAGUCAGACAAAAUAUUACAAAAAUGACAAAAUUAGACAGACAAAACGGAGACAAAAAUUAGAUAAAAACGGUUACAAAAUGGACAUAUGACACAAGGCGAGGCAUAAAGGAAACGCAAAAUGACAAGGAGAAACAAAACAACAAAAACAUUAAACAAACGACAAAAAACAAGACAAAAUAUUACAAACAUGAGAAUAAAAAUGACAAAUUAGACAAACGACUUGAGACAAGACAAAAAAUUAGACAAAAGUUACAAAAGGACAAAAAAAUGGACAAAUGACACGAGGCGAGACAUAAAGGAAACACAAAAUGGUAAGGAGAAACAAAACAACAAAAACGUGAGACAAACGACAAAAAAGGCUAAAUAUGACAAAAACGAGACACAAAAUGUCAACAGAAAAGGCCGUCUAAUAUUUUGCUUUACGAUCAAAACAACUUGUCAUGUUCUAUAAAUUAUUUUAAACGUACAGUUUCACUAAUUUACAAUCUGCAGUUCAUGUCUUCUCUGGGAUUUUUACACUUAGAGGGCCGGUUUUAGCUCACGGGCCGAAUGUUUGACACCCCUGGUCUAAAAAGCUCAAUAUUUUGCAAAUGGCGUUAAAAUCGGUCCUUUUUAAAAACACACAAACGGCUUUUUUUUCACCUCUUUAAUUAGCAAUAAGUUCACCUGAACCACUGCGUUUCCACUCGGCAGGUUCUAACGGCUUGUACAGAUGUCCUGAAUUGUUUGUGCCACACGUCUCCGUCAAUUACUGAUGUUUCAACGCGAACCUGGAAUCUUUCUGGAACUCUGAUUUUUGGCUUCUAACUGUUAUGACCCUUGUAUUCGCCUCAUUAAUGGUUCCACAGCUGUUUAAACGAGGGCCGGAGAGUCUUUGUGUCGUCGUAAAGAGUCAAACUCACCAUCUAACUCCUGAACCGUGUGACAUGAUGUACAGUAUUGGUCAUAUUGAUCGUUAAUAACCAGCGUUCUUCUGUUCUCUAGUCUUUUAUCCCACUUUAUUAUCACAUGACAGCACUUUGGCCUCGUGUUGAGCCUUUAUUUUUUCUUUCUUUCAAGUGCAAUAUUGCCUGUUUAUUGUUUGUGGGUUUAAUUUAUUUCACACUUCUUUUAUAGCAUGUUUCAAUAAAAGAUGGUUCUAUACUCCACAUGUUA
Acanthochromis polyacanthus (spiny chromis) is the source of this 4020-nucleotide messenger RNA. It is a transcript of the gene ndel1a, whose product is annotated as nudE neurodevelopment protein 1-like 1a. NCBI's taxonomy places the organism in Eukaryota, Metazoa, Chordata, Actinopteri, Pomacentridae. Gene Ontology annotation, molecular function: microtubule binding. Gene Ontology annotation, cellular component: kinesin complex; centrosome; kinetochore. Gene Ontology annotation, biological process: mitotic centrosome separation; establishment of mitotic spindle orientation; centrosome localization. The record is from RefSeq and is a predicted model, not a curated record.